Didymella exigua CBS 183.55 is the source of this 696-nucleotide messenger RNA. RefSeq names its product class I glutamine amidotransferase-like protein. The record is from RefSeq and is a predicted model, not a curated record. Lineage: Eukaryota; Fungi; Ascomycota; Dothideomycetes; Pleosporales; Didymellaceae. Bases 1 to 696 code for a protein of 231 amino acids. The transcript is spliced from 2 exons.
AUGUCAACUGCCAAGCUACCCAAGAACUUCGGCGUUGUCCUUUUCCCGGGCUUUCAGCUCCUCGAUGUCUGCGGCCCUCUGGAUGCCCUCAACGUGCUCUCAAGCUCGCAUACUCUCAAACUCUCUAUCUUAGCCGCAACUCGAGAUCCCGUGGGAACCCAGCAUCUCGCACAGUACCAGCAGGGCUCGUACUUCAACCAAUCGAUCAUUCCGACGCACACGUUCGACGAUGCGCCUAAGGACCUGGAGGUCUUGAUCAUCCCUGGUGGUCUUGGUAACAGGAACGAUGAGAACAUGAAGCCUGUAGUGGAAUACUUAACUUCAUUGGGAUUAAGCUCAUCACCGCAGAAGGGUCUGAGAGGUGACAUCAAGUGGAUCCUGACAGUCUGCACCGGAAGCGAAAUCCUAGCAAGGACUGGAGUGCUGAACGGAAAGAAAGCUACAACGAACAAAAGAGCGUUCAAGCAGGUCAAAGAAAAACAUCCAAAUGUCGACUGGGUGACCAAGGCGAGAUGGGUGGUAGAUGGAGAGUUUUGGACUAGUUCCGGCAUCUCUGCUGGUAUCGAUCUAACCUUUGCCUGGAUGAGCGAAGUGUUUGGAGAGGAGACCGCGCAGCAUGUGGCUGACCGAAGCGAGUAUGAGAGGAGCACCGACCCACGGAGCGAUCGCUACGCAGAGCGCUGGGGAGCUAUUUGA